AUGGGUUGCCUCAGCCACCGUAAGAAGGUCACCGAGCAACGCGCCGAACAGAAAUGGGACUACAUUAACUUGAACGACUUCAAGUCGCGGGGAUGCCUCACUCCGUUCGCCUACUUCUACCUUUGGCUCAUGUUGAUCAUCUCAUUGGCUGUCUACGGCGUCGACAUGUUCACUGCCGUCAACCUGCUGGCCUUCGACCGCUGGUCUUCCGAGAUCGAUCCCGCCAUCGACUUCAAAAUCUCAAAAUGGAUCUUCUCCAUCUCCAUUAUCGCAUCCUUUGUCAACAUUGCCUUUGAACAGUUCCGGGCCAUGCGCGUCAUGAAGCGGGGAAACGUCGCGGAAUGCUAUCUCGACAACAUUGCCGUCCGCCUCGAAAGUGUCCGUAUGGGGAAGGGUCAGGGUUGGAAGCGUUUCUUGGUCUUCGCCGAGCUCACAAAGAGCAAGAAGGGAGCCGAGUACAUUGCCUUGUUCACCUACUUCAGUUUCCAAUCCUGGAUCCGAGUCCUCGUCUGUUCCGGCCCCCGUCAAGUCGUCAAUGCCUUGACGCUCAAGUCCGUCUAUGAUGCCAAGCUCGCUGUCCACGAAGCAUCUGUCGAGGGCUCCCUGUUGGGCUUCUUUGACAAGAUCAAAUCGCUCGCCACGGAGGACUACCAGCAGGCCCUCAUCCUGUCUGGUAUGCUCUUCACUCUCGUCAUCUGGGUCUUCUCGGCCUUGUACCUCAUCAUGGCCGUCUUCUUCUACGUAUUCUUCCUGUUCCAUUGGAUCCCCAAGGCCGACGGCGGCCUCUCUGGCUACUGCGAGCGCAAGGUCACAAAGGCCCUCAUGAAGAUUGUGACUGCCAAGGUCAACAAGGCUCUGGCGAGGCAGGAAGAAAGCAAGCGCAAGGCGGCCAAGAAGAAUGGAGAGAAACUGCCUCUCGAACGGCAGGCGACUCUUCCUACGCUCCCCAACGUCGGCGACCCAGACAAGCUCGCCGAGAUGCCCAUGUUCGGCCGCAGCGACACCUUCGCGACGCUCCCCGCCUACGAAUCUCGACCAGGUACCCCCGGUAGCAUCGAGCUCAACUCCAUGGACCAAAAGCGUCCGCUGCCUUCGAGAAUGGGCACCACGGCCUCGACUGCCAGUUAUUCUUCGCGUGCGCCUCUCGUCGGCGGUGCUGCGGACUUUGGCUACCAGCGAUCCGCCUCGCCCGUUCCGUCGCUCCCUCCAAUGGAUUUGAACAAUUACCCGCCUGCUCGGCCGGGCACCUCGAACUCUCAGCGAAGCUUCCGGCCCCAACUAUCACACGUGCAGACGAACUCACAGGGCUCCAUGCGAGGCGGCUUCUCGGAGAGCCCCGCUGCCUACUCUCCCGACGUUAUGCCUCCCUUCCCGCCGCCAGUCAGGUCACCCACCGCCCGAACGAUGGACAGUUAUGGUCUGCAAAGACAGAACACGUACCAGAGUGACCGUUCAACGCCGGCUCCCAGGGCUACACACGACGACUAUUCGAGCCAAUCGAACGGACGAGCCAGCCCAGCGCCCUCGGCCUACUCGACUCGUUCUGGCGCGCCCUUGCCACGCGGCCCUGGCCCGCUCAAUAACACGCCCUAUCAAGCCUAUCAGCCAUUCAAUCCGACUCGAAGCGCGACCGGUCCCGUUCCUCCUCGGGGUCCGCCGAGUGCUCCCAUGCGGAACAUGACGGCGCCUGUGCCUCCUCGCCCGCAGGAAGACUACUUUACCCGCCCGGGCACGUCUCAAAGUCAGAGGCCCAGUCCACGCGGUCAGGGCCACGGUUACGAUGACGAUGUUGAAUCCCAGAGAGACCAGCGAUACUAG
This is a messenger RNA of Colletotrichum higginsianum IMI 349063, 1818 nucleotides long. RefSeq names its product Pheromone-regulated membrane protein. Lineage: Eukaryota; Fungi; Ascomycota; Sordariomycetes; Glomerellales; Glomerellaceae. Gene Ontology annotation, biological process: potassium ion transmembrane transport. Bases 1 to 1818 code for a protein of 605 amino acids. Gene Ontology annotation, cellular component: plasma membrane. The transcript has 3 exons. Gene Ontology annotation, molecular function: potassium ion transmembrane transporter activity. The record is from RefSeq and is a predicted model, not a curated record.